Molecule: messenger RNA, 1591 nt
Organism: Cyprinodon variegatus (sheepshead minnow)
Lineage: Eukaryota; Metazoa; Chordata; Actinopteri; Cyprinodontiformes; Cyprinodontidae
Gene: tslig3a
Product: family with sequence similarity 98 member A
Exons: 8
Coding region: 91-1107 (338 amino acids)
Cellular component (GO): tRNA-splicing ligase complex
Source: RefSeq, a predicted model, not a curated record
AAGAAGAAGAAGAAGAAGAAAGUAUUGAACGUGUACCAGCUGAGUGAAAUUUGUCCUGCUGAGGCACCGCUUUCAGCAUAGAUAUCCGACAUGGAGAUUGACAUCCUCAUCGCACUGGAGGAUUUAGGCUACCAGGGCCCUCUGAUGGAGGAUGGAGCCCUGGAUGCUGUUGUCAUCAAAGGAGCAGCUUCCCCAGAGUUCACCAAGCUAUCUGCCUGGAUCGUCUCGGAGCUCAGACUGUAUCUGAAGCUGGAGGAAAACGUCCAUGCUACUAACUGUCCCAGUGAGGCAGAGGGCUUCCAGCUGGAGAUGAGUGGCCUUCUUUCCGAACUCGCCUGUCCUUACAGCUGUCUGACCAGUGGACACGUCACCCAGAGGUUUCUGAGCAGAACGGACUGUCUGCUCCUGAUCACCUUUUUAUUGUCCGAAUUGGAUGCAUCCAGGAUGAUUCUGGUUAACAAGCCUCAGAGGAAAGCCCAAGAAUCUGGCAGUCCGGUCUUCCAGGAACUGAAGGGCAUCUGCAUGGCCCUUGGCAUGUCCAAACCUCCACCCAACAUCACCAUGUUCCAGUUCUUCUCCGGAAUAGAGAAGAAGUUAAAAGAAGCCAUAAGUAGGGUUCCACCAAACCAUGUUGGGGAACCUCUGAUGAAGAAGCCCUUUGGACCUGUGCAUAUGGAAAAGGUUGAGGCUAUAAACCAAGCUCUUGUAAAUGAAUAUGAAGUGAGAAGAAAGAUGUUGUUGAAACGUCUUGAUGUAACCGUGCAAUCCUUCGGCUGGUCUGAAAGAGCAAAGACCCAAGCAGAGAAAUUGAGUAGAGUGUACCAGCCUCUGCGCUCUGCCCUCCUCACCAACAGUAACAUCUCUGUUGCUCACCUUCUCGCCGCACGACAAGACAUCUCCAAGAUCCUUCGGACGAGUAGCGGCAAGAUGAGGGAGAAGACGGCCUGCGCCAUUAAUAAGGUAGAUGAGCUUCAAACUUCCUGGGGCUGGGGGGGUAGAGGGGGUCAGAGUUUUAGCCAAGGAGGACAGUUUGAACAGUUCUUCCAGCAUGGAGGGCAGCAGUACAACCAGGCGGGGUUCAACCAAGGCAGACACUACACCAGCUGAAGGUGCAGCGCCGACUCCAUCAUCAUCAUCCUCAUCCGUUAUGUUACAGCUUCAACAAACUGGAACAAGAAAAUUAUUAAACAAGAGACAUUUAAACCACCAAUUAUUAUUUUGGUCACCUGUGCUCUAUGGACUGUUAACCGAUUGCUAACGUUAGCUUCUGCAUCCUGGCCUGUUUUCAACUUUCCUUUGAUAAUCGGUGUUGAAGCCUUACAGCCCUGAUCUGACUGAACGAAGAAGACGUUCCUCACGUCUGUGUCCAGGACACGCCUUAGCUUCACGAAGGGGGUCACUGAAUCUCCAAGAUUACUUGAAAGCGAUGUACAUUUUCCAGUCUGUUUUCAUUUCAGUGUUUGGCUGGAUUUUCCUGUGUUACCUAUUUAAAGGAUGCCAACGUGUGCAGCCAUGUGAAUACACCUUGAAAUGUUGGAAGCUUUGUAUGGAUGUCAACAUGCAAUAAAAGUUUCAAAAACAAUCCCACUUU